Homalodisca vitripennis (glassy-winged sharpshooter) is the source of this 1218-nucleotide messenger RNA. RefSeq lists its product as uncharacterized. The transcript has 7 exons. Lineage: Eukaryota; Metazoa; Arthropoda; Insecta; Hemiptera; Cicadellidae. Bases 1 to 1068 code for a protein of 355 amino acids. The record is from RefSeq and is a predicted model, not a curated record.
AUGCGUCUGAGGAGGCACUUGAAAGACACAUAUUGGAACGCGAGGACAAACGAGAAAGUGGCAGAGCUGAAAAAGCAAGCUGGACGGCUGGUUCAGCUGAGGGACCUGACUGCUGAGUGCAAGCGGAGGAAGGCAGCAGCUGCCAAGACUUCCGAGGAUCUGUGUCUGGACGGUACGAAGCUAGCAAUCUCCCCUGCACUCGCUGAGAUGGUGGCCUCCCCUGUGCGGGGCAAGCGUGGGCGGCGGGCAUGGUUUUCGGAAACUCCUACCACGUCCUCCCUGCUCCCCGAAGUUCAGGAGCUCCUGAAGCAGUACCGUGACCUGCAGGCACGGGCUAUCAACCUGACCGCUGCCUUAGACACGUGUUGCAAUCAGAGCAGAAGAGUCAUCAGCAAACUGCGACCCAUUGUAUAUGCAUACAUCAAGCAGAAACAAGCUCCGGACCACUUCAAGUACCUGAGAGCCCCCCCUACACUUCAGUUUGCUAAACCCAUUUCGCCCUGCAAACCUCCAUCAGCUGUCAAAAAAGAUAAACGAAGGCGUUGGUCGGAUAUAGUGAGGAAGAAGAAGAGCCACAGGAGGGUUGUGUGCUCUGUCAAGUGGAAAAGGUCCCAGGUGUCGAUUUUCGACACUCCUUCCUCCAAGGGGUUCCGGCAUCCGGGUGUAGCUUCCAGCAUAAAGCGAAGCACCCGCCACAGCAUUUCACAGUCCCGUAUUCCAACCCACCUGGCUACAUUGCCCCGCCGCCCCCACCUGGCUACAUUACCCCACCGUCCCAGUCAAGUAGGAACAUUGCCUCGCCACUCAACGGUCUCCGCCACCUCCACCCCUGCGCUCACUUGCCGGAAAUCUCUGUACGGACAGCUCCCCACAGGGCCGAAACUGGAAGAGAUUGAAGAUCUGUCACCCCUCUCUGAGGUAAGCUUUGUGACAAGUGGACCAAAAGAGACAGUGUCAACUCCACUGCCAGCCGUAGAGGCCACUCCUCUUUCCUUCAAACGAAAGUCCAUCUGUGACCUCGUCGAGAGAUAUCGGAAGUUGAAGAAGUCAAUGGAGUCCAACAAUUAAUGUUGUGUCGUAUGUGUAUAGUAUGUUGUAUAGCUGUACAGCUGUUGACUUUCUUAAAAAUAAUACAACUUUUCAUGUUUGUUCUUUUAUUUUAUUUUAUUGUAACGUUAGUGCUUUGUAUUGUAAAAUUAAAUAAAGUUUUGUAUUGUU